Messenger RNA from Dovyalis caffra, 294 nucleotides. Lineage: Eukaryota; Viridiplantae; Streptophyta; Magnoliopsida; Malpighiales; Salicaceae. The record is from the annotation of a GenBank genome assembly.
AUGGCCGGAUGGUGGUGGGUGACUCAAAAGAUUGGUAACGGAGUCUGCAGCAAGAUUAAGCAUGAUGAGCUGCUGCUGGUUGGGACGAGUAGGAGGCUAAUGACAGCAAAAGCACCCAACAGAGCUGCAGUUCAUGGAACUAAGCUACCUGUUACUGAAACCAUCGACAGGGAAGAAGCGGAGAAGGAGAUCAAUAAAUGGAAGGAGGAAAAAGAAAAGAAGAGGAAAGAGGUGGAGAAAAUUGUGGACUCCCAACUCAACAGUCCUGAUAAACCUUACUCUGCUAUCAAAUGA